UUCACUAUGGCCACAGACCACCAGAACCCUGCAUCCAAGCAGCAGCAGCCAGGCACCAAUGCAUUUAAGCUGGUUAUCUAUGAGCAGGAAAACUUCCAGGGACGCUGCCAUGAGCUGACUGGUCCCUGCAACAACCUCCAGGAGGCAGGCGUGGAGAAAGUGGGCUCUGUACUGGUGCUGUGUGGACCGUGGGUGGGGUAUGAGCAGGCGAGCUGUAAGGGAGAGCAGUAUGUGUUUGAGAAGGGCGAGUAUCCUCGGUGGGAUUCCUGGACCAACAGCCGGCGCAGUGACACCAUCAUUGCUUUCCGACCGAUUAAAGUUGACAGCCAGGAGCACAAGAUUGUGCUUUAUGAAAACCCCAGUUUUGCAGGAAAGAAGAUAGAAAUCAUUGACGACGAUGUUCCCAGCUUCCACGCUCAUGGUUAUCAGGAGAAGGUGUCAUCUGUGCGUGUGCAGAGUGGAACCUGGGUGGGUUAUCAGUACCCAGGCUACAGAGGAUACCAGUACCUAUUUGAGAAGGGCGAGUACAAGGACAGCACUGAGUUUGGAGCCCAGAUCCCUCAAAUCCAGUCAGUCCGCCGCAUUCGGGACAUGCAGUGGCACCAGAGGGGUGCAUUUAAUUAA
Molecule: messenger RNA, 624 nt
Organism: Boleophthalmus pectinirostris (great blue-spotted mudskipper)
Lineage: Eukaryota; Metazoa; Chordata; Actinopteri; Gobiiformes; Gobiidae
Gene: crybb2
Product: crystallin, beta B2
Exons: 5
Coding region: 7-624 (205 amino acids)
Biological process (GO): visual perception; lens development in camera-type eye
Molecular function (GO): structural constituent of eye lens
Source: RefSeq, a predicted model, not a curated record